AUGACUGGAAGGAAAGAAAAUAUCGGUUGGCCAUGCGAAUAUGCGUUCAACCACAUUGUUCCAGCUUGCAAACGAAAAGAAGAGCAACAAGUACAGCAUAAUCAACCUCAGCCUCCUAAGAAGCCUCGCCUGGUGUUCACUGACAUUCAACGGAGAACAUUGCAGGCGAUCUUCAGAGAAACGAAGAGACCGUCGCGAGAGAUGCAAUUGACCAUCAGUCAGCAGCUUGGAUUGGAUCCCACGACGGUAGCCAACUUCUUCAUGAAUGCCAGACGGAGAGGCCAUGAUCAGAAAGCUGACGACGACAUGAGCACCAUCAGUGGUGGCAGUAAUCACUGCUUCGACGAGCAGGUAGUGAAUGACUUUUUACGAGGGAUUUCUUACCUAAUUGGAUUUCUUGAUUCACGCGAUUUGCAGGUGCUGUCUCCUCUGCCGCCAACGCCAGUCUUCGAGCAGCUCUGA
Haemonchus placei is the source of this 462-nucleotide messenger RNA. Lineage: Eukaryota; Metazoa; Nematoda; Chromadorea; Rhabditida; Trichostrongylidae. The record is from the annotation of a GenBank genome assembly.